GAUAAUUUGGGUAACCUUUGUGUCAUUGAUGAUAAAUACGAUGUUGAGAUUUCAAUUGCCUGUCCUGCAUUGAACAAUAUCGUAGUUGAUUCUAUUGAAGUUGGACAAACUUGUAUAGAAUACCUUAAAAAAAAAGAUUUAGAUUGCGCCAUGUUCAUUCUUUUGAAUGAACUGCCUACAAUUGUGUUACAAAACACUUUGGUUGCCCAAAAUCUGCAACAAGCGAAUAGGAUCGCAUUUACUAAUACUCGAUGGCGCGUAGCCACGUUAAAUGGUCAAUUGAUUGACAAAUCUGGCACUAUGAGCGGCGGAGGUAACCAAGUUUUUAAAGAUGACAUGAGUUCGAAAUUUUCUUCGGACAUAAUAUCCGAGACAAUAUCGAAAUUGGAAAACGACCGUAGCCACUUUGAAAUGCAGUGGAAAGAACUAAAUGAAAAGAUUAGAUCUUUAUAA
Funneliformis caledonium is the source of this 453-nucleotide messenger RNA. The record is from the annotation of a GenBank genome assembly. Lineage: Eukaryota; Fungi; Glomeromycota; Glomeromycetes; Glomerales; Glomeraceae.